Messenger RNA from Arctia plantaginis, 972 nucleotides. NCBI's taxonomy places the organism in Eukaryota, Metazoa, Arthropoda, Insecta, Lepidoptera, Erebidae. The record is from the annotation of a GenBank genome assembly.
AUGUUAUACGGUUGCUGCACUCUAGUACCGUGGAAGAUUUUCCGUGAGGAGCUUAACAACGUGCACCCAAUAUCUUCUGGGCUGGAGACGAUGGCGUUGAAAACUACAAUAGAUCUGACAUGUAACGACUUCAUAUCCAACUUUGAGUUUGAUGUGUUUACAAGAUUAUUUCAACCCUGGAGUACCUUGCUACGUAACUGGCAACUGUUGGCGGUGACGCACCCUGGUUACGUAGCCUUUCUUACUUACGAUGAAGUUAAAGCGCUUCUUCACAAGUAUAUACACAGACCCGGGAGUUACGUCUUCAGGUUAUCAUGUACGCGGUUAGGGCAGUGGGCGAUUGGUUACGUCACAGUCGAAGGCGAAAUCCUCCAGACAAUACCACAGAACAAAAGCCUUGUUCAGGCGCUAUUGGAUGGAUAUAGAGAGGGAUUCUAUUUAUAUCCAGCGGGGAAAGACUUAAACCCAGAUUUGAGCAGCGCGAUUAUUUCACCUUCUGAAGAUCACAUCACCGUUACUCAAGAACAGUACGAGUUGUACUGUGAAAUGGGUAGCACGUUCCAACUAUGCAAGAUAUGCGCAGAGAACGACAAGGACAUUCGGAUAGAGCCGUGUGGACAUUUACUAUGUACUCCUUGUUUGACUGCGUGGCAAAUUGAUUCGGAAGGUCAGGGUUGUCCGUUCUGUCGAGCGGAGAUCAAAGGGACGGAACAGGUUGUGGUGGACGCGUUUGUCCCGCCACGACCACCUAAUACUACUUCAGAUAAGAGUGGCAACACAAAAACUGCAGUUAAAUCUGUGUCAUCAAAUUCGUCAGGAUCGUCCGGAUCGUCGGGUUGUAAUGGAUCCAGCGUUGACGUCACAAUAUCUGGAAACUCGAACGGCUGGUCAUCAAGGAACACAACUUUCAAUGGACUCACGGACGAUAUUGAUGAUUCGGAGAGACUGAGGCGGAAAUCACCGCAUGCUUAG